Molecule: messenger RNA, 936 nt
Organism: Spea bombifrons (plains spadefoot toad)
Lineage: Eukaryota; Metazoa; Chordata; Amphibia; Anura; Pelobatidae
Product: olfactory receptor 1013-like
Exons: 1
Coding region: 1-936 (311 amino acids)
Biological process (GO): G protein-coupled receptor signaling pathway
Cellular component (GO): membrane
Molecular function (GO): G protein-coupled receptor activity; olfactory receptor activity
Source: RefSeq, a predicted model, not a curated record
AUGUUUGAAACAAAUCAGACAAAAGUGGUGGUGAUUCUGCUGUUGGGUUUUCAAACUCCACAGAUUUUAAACUCUGUUCUAUUUGUUCUGUUCCUUGUGCUCUACAUCUUGACGUUAGUCGGGAACCUGUUGAUUAUUGUAUUGGUGGCCAAGUUUGAAGGUCUUCAAUCUCCCAUGUACUUCUUCCUCACUCAGUUAUCGGUGUGCGACAUCCUGCUUUCAACAAUCAUAGUCCCCAACUUGCUUGAUGUUCUAAAUAAUGCAGGGCGCAGAAUAUCGGUAACUGGCUGCAUCACUCAGUUUUAUUUUUAUUGUGUAUCUCAAGGCACGGAGUGUUUUCUUCUUACGGUGAUGUCCUAUGACCGGUAUUUAGCCAUUUGCCGCCCACUGCAUUAUACCCUGAUUAUGGGUCUUAGGCUUUGUUUCCAACUCAUCCUUUUCUCUUGGGUUUUAUCAUUUAUACUAACAUUUAUCAUUGUAUCCCUUGUUUCUGCUUUACAGUUUUGUGGUCAUGAAAUUGACCAUUACUUCUGUGACCUUGCUCCCCUUCUAGAGUUGUCUUGUACAAAGCAUACUGGUGCCGAACUUGUAGGCUUUGUUAUAUCCAUACCUUCUGUGACUGUGCCAUUUUCCUUUGUUAUUUUUACAUAUGUUUCCAUAUUUAUCACCAUUCUUAGAAUCACCUCCAGCACCGGGAGGCAAAAAGCCUUCUCCACCUGCAGCUCGCACAUCACUGUAGUGUGCACCUACUACGGGACUGCAAUAACGGUUUACAUAGCUCCUUCUCGAUGGCAAUCCUUCAAUAUCAAGAAGGUAGUAUCUCUUCUGUAUACAGCGCUCUGCCCGUUUGUAAACCCAAUCAUAUACAGUCUUAGGAAUCAGAACAUCAAACAACAUUUGAAAAGGUUUCUAUCAAAUAACCAAGGAAGAUUUUAG